UUGCUAGUUAAACUGGCUGAUCAAGUUCGAUUUUUAGAACCAUGAGUUCAAGGCCGACGACGAUGGAGACUGCAACGCCAACAGCUCCAAGCAGACCUUCGAGAGGUGAUGACGGCAACCCCGCUGGCUAUCAUCUGAAGUUUGAAGGUGGCUGCAAGCCUGCAACCUUCUUGUCUUUGACAGGGUUUAGCCAUUUGUGAAUUGAGAGAGAAAUUUUUGGGUUUUUUCAGUAAUUCAAAAAAACCAGCCCAAUUUAAUUAGUUGUCCGGUUCGGUUUUCAGAAUAAAACUUACGUAAAAAUCUCAACUAACUUAACAAUUGAUGGUUUUAUACCACCACAAAAGAGGCAGAGAAGAAUCAGAAGUUCAGAACACAACUUAGCAGAGAAUGGCAUCCUUUGAAGAUGAGGAGGAUAUUGACAUGGGACUUGCUGAUGAUAUUGCUUUUAGUUCAGAUGGUGAGGGGAAGGAAGAGCAAGGAAGUGAUAAUAACAAAAACAAUGAUUUAAUUAGUGUCCAAACUUCAACUGAUGAUAAAGAAAGAGAGAAAGAGAGUGAAAAAUUAUCAGAUGAGAAAAUGAAAAAACCACAGAUGACAAAGUAUGAAAGGGCAAAGAUUUUGGGAACAAGGGCUCUUCAGAUAAGCAUGGAUGCACCUGUAAUGGUACCUUUGAAUGGUGAAACGGAUCCACUUGAGAUUGCAAUAAAGGAGCUUCGCGAGGGGGUCUUACCCUUCACUAUCCGAAGGCAAUUUCCUGAUGGAUCGUACAAAGAGUGGAAUGUUUCUGAUAUGAUAGAUCCUUACGCUUGAGGUAUAAGAGGAAGAUAUAUAUCUUGAUGGAAAUUUUUUUAUUCAUAAAGUUAAUUAACUUAUGCUUAAUAUAUGUUAGCACACAUAACUUGUUUCUACCUGCUGGCUAUUUAGCAUUCAAAUAAUGGCAUUUUUACACUUGUCUCUUUAGCCAAACUAUUUUACCAUUUUUUUUAGGUUUUUUAUUGAUAUGUGCCUCGGAUGAGACUUGAUACAUGAUUAGAUAUUGAAUUUUUCUUCCAUCUCUAGAGAAUUCGAAUUGGAA
Arachis ipaensis is the source of this 1075-nucleotide messenger RNA. RefSeq lists its product as uncharacterized. Lineage: Eukaryota; Viridiplantae; Streptophyta; Magnoliopsida; Fabales; Fabaceae. Gene Ontology annotation, molecular function: DNA binding. Gene Ontology annotation, biological process: transcription by RNA polymerase II; transcription by RNA polymerase I; tRNA transcription by RNA polymerase III. The record is from RefSeq and is a predicted model, not a curated record.